AUGCUAUCCGAGCUCACGCCGUCACUCGAGAAUUUGAAAUUUUCAAUGAAGAAUUGGAAAAAAACGGAUAAGGAAAAGAAAUUGGCGAAUUUGAGUCUCAUCAGAGAGUACGGAGCAAGGCAAAUCAAGUUGUUCGAGUACGCUAACUUUCUGACGGAGAGAAUGGAACGCUUCAUGACGUGGGCACCAGCUCUUGCCAUUCUUUCAUUUCUCAUGGCCACUUAUAUUGUUACUGAAUUCAGCAGUAAACCACCAGUUCUCUAUCUUAUCUGCAUGAUAGCAUGGAUUAUAUCUGGUUUUAUUAUCAGUUUUGCGUUGAUGUACCCAGUGGCGUUUAUCCAAGAGGCGAUGUCCCAGACCGCCCGUGUCCUGCUGAACUCUACGAUCCUCCAAGAAUGCGAUGAGCCUUUAAUUUUCGAAAACUACCGUAUGCUCCUCGACCGUAGUCUACACAACCGAUCGACGAAUAACGUGCUUCACGUGUUCUGUGUCACCAGAAAAAAUGUGGAACGAUUGUUUUUCACGCACUCAAUUCUUAUCAUUGUGAUGGUCUAUGUGUAUAGUUUGGAUGAGGGAAUUGGCAAAGGAUUCGAGGAAAUCGGGAAAUUGAUAAUGAUGAAGGGUAAUACGACUGGUUAA
Messenger RNA from Caenorhabditis remanei, 639 nucleotides. RefSeq lists its product as uncharacterized. The transcript is spliced from 5 exons. Bases 1 to 639 code for a protein of 212 amino acids. NCBI's taxonomy places the organism in Eukaryota, Metazoa, Nematoda, Chromadorea, Rhabditida, Rhabditidae. The record is from RefSeq and is a predicted model, not a curated record.